Messenger RNA from Rotaria sp. Silwood1, 2755 nucleotides. The record is from the annotation of a GenBank genome assembly. NCBI's taxonomy places the organism in Eukaryota, Metazoa, Rotifera, Eurotatoria, Philodinida, Philodinidae.
UGACUUAAUCCCUCCACUGCAGAGAGAGUCAUAUAAGAUAAAAUGAGUUUAUGACUGUGUUUUCAUGUCUCCAUCCAACUAUCUAGUCACAUAGUUGCAUGUAUUGGUAUAAUCUUAACGUUUCAAUGAAGACGAUCGAAGACAACAAAUCUAGAUCUAUAAUCGGGCUCUAGAAAAUUCGAACCUUAAAUUUUUCAUCCAGGAAACACUCUCUACAGUAAUAACCAUUCUUCUGUAAAGUUUAAAAAAAGAUAGUCACGAUUGAUGAAUCCAAAUCCUUAAUUAGUUUCUAACUAUUCAUAGCCUUGAUUUUUCUUUGAUAAAACUCAUUGUUUCUCUAAAAUACUGUGUGCCUACUGAGAAAUCAAAGAGAUGAGUGUCGCGAAACUAAUUACAGACUGAACUUGUUCGACUAUACUUGCGUUUCGUCAAACUUGAUAAAAAAAACCACUGCUUUGUUAAAAAUAGGUUUUUUCUGGAUGAAAAAAAAGUGAAACUAAACGGUAUUUGCCUCAACGUAUCACUUCUUCACUUGAUUUCAACUUAAUAAAGUAUUAGAUGGGAAAAUGUUAAACUUAAUAUUUAAUUGUAAGCUUUAUAUCAACAUUCAAUACAAAUAGUGCUCGUACCACAAUUCACAUGACCGUCCACUAAAUCUGUCUUAACCAUCGCCUCUUAUCACUUACUAGAUUCUUUUUUGAAAACUAUUCCUCAAGAACAAGUGAUAAUGUAAAGAGAAAUGUUUGUUUUGUUGCCAGAGGGUGUGGGUGGGUGUGUGUGAGUGUGAAAAGUAAAGAAACACAUUCACACCUGCAUCCACACCUACACUCUCAGCCACAGCCACACUCACACCCGCACCCACUCCACAUUCACAUCCAAAGAUUCUGUCUUUAUUUUAUUUAAUGUCUUCAGUAGAAACAACAAUGAUUUCUUUUCUUGCAUGUCCGUAUUCUAUGAGAUUCAUCAUUCUCAACGAGCAUAUAAAUACAGGAUGAUUAAAAAAGUGCUCACUGAGUCAUCUAAUGUAUGUUAGUGAUAUUGACGAACAAUAACACGUUUUUUUUAUUGUUGUUCUGUUCUUUUAGAAAGAAAUGUGUCUUGGAUAUUUAAUACUGCUUUAUCAUAGCAGAGAAAGAAAGAAAAAAAGUUUUUGCUUCAUCAUCAGCAUAUGCCUAUAUAAGAUUGUUUUUCUCUCGAGUUUUUGAAUGCGUUAAAUAUGAUUCUGUUCAUAUUUUUAUAUACCAUUGUCGGACUAAUUUUUUUCAUUUUCUUCUUUAUUUAUUGGAAAUUAAUUCGUCCACAAAAACGUUUCUAUGAUAUAUUUCGUAGUCAAGGUGUAUCAUGUGAACCGUUCGUACCAUUGGUUGGUCAAUUACCUGAUAUACGUCGUGCGUCUGAAAAAGAUGAUGCAUUGAAUUAUCGAAUGAAACUUGUUCGAAAACAUGGUUAUGCUUAUGUAAUAGGUUUCGGUCCAUCAAUACGUUUAGUUGUAAUGGAACCAGAUAUGCUUGCUGAUGUUUUUGGUCGAUCACAUGCACAAGAUUAUAGAAAGCCAAUUGGUACUGACAGAUUUUUUAAACCUUUAAUUGGUGUACAUAAUCUAUUAGUUAGCGAAGGAUCAGAACAUGAACGUGCACGAAAAAUGCUUAAUCCAGCUUUUCAUUUUGUUAAACUACAAUCAAUGAUUUCUAUAAUGGUGAAUCAGACUAAUAAGGCUAUUGAUGAAAUUCUUUUAUUAUCAACUGAACAUCAAAUCAUCGAUUUACAGACAGAAUUAAAUACAUUAACAUUAAGUAUUAUUGUAUCGUGUGCAUUUGGUAAAUGUUUUGAAACCAUGGCUAAUGCGAAACAAAUUGUAUGCCGAACAUUUACUGAGCUAUUGGAAGCGAUACAAUAUCGAACAGUGCGAAUGAUCGAUCAAAUACCUGUCAUUUCACAACUGCCAUUUUGGCGUAAAAAUAUUUUAGAUAAGGGUUCACGAGAAAUUUCGAAAUUUGUUGAUCAAAUUAUUGCUGAUCGUCGAUAUAAUCGAUCAACUAGCUUAUCUUCUGGCGAAGAUAUUCUUGAUCUACUUCUUUCAGCUGUCGAUACUCAAGGACAACCAUUUAAUGAUCAAGAAACUAAAGAUCAAGCAUUAACGUUUGUACUCGCUGGUCAUGAAACAACAGGUAAUUUAAUGACAUGGACUAUGUAUGUAUUAAUGACAAAUGAACAAGUAUUACAAGCUUGUCGAGAUGAAGUCGAUAGAGUACUACCUAAUGGUAUUGAACCUACUUAUGAGAAUAUAAAUGAACUAAUCGUAUGCGAAGCUGUUCUACAAGAAGCCCUUCGACUAUAUCCACCAGCACCUUUUAUUUCACGAAGAUGUAUUCGUGAACAUUAUAUAGGUAGUGAAGGUCAUCGUCAAAUACGUAUUCCUGUUGGAGCAGUAAUUAUCGUUAAUACUUAUAUCCUUCAUAGACGAGAAGAAUUUUGGUCUCGACCACUUGAAUUUGAUUAUACUCGUUGGAUUCGAGAUCCUGUAACAGGUCUUAAACCAAAAUUAGCUCAUCCAUUUAGUUAUUUACCAUUUGCGGCUGGAUCACGUAACUGUAUUGGGCAAAAUUUUGCUCUACUUGAAGCUAAAAUUAUGUUAGCUAUGCUUGUACAACGAUGUAAUUUUGAAUUAGAACCUGGUCAAAAAAUUGUACCUGAGGUUCGUAUUACAAUGCGAUCUAAGUAUGGGUUACGAGCAAGAAUUACUAAACGCUCUUGA